AAGAGAGCGGCGGGGGCGGCCCGCGCACCAGCCGCAGCUCCGGCUCCUCCUCGGGCCCCGCUCGCCGCGCCUCGCCGCCGCCCUCCGGCUCCUCCUCGUCGCGGACCCCGGCUCGCCGGCCCCGCUCGCCCUCAGGGCACCGCGGCCGCCGGGCCUCGCCGUCCCCGCCGCGGGGUCGCCGCGGCUCCCCGUCCCCUCCGCGCGGCCGCCGGGCCUCCCCGUCCCCGCCGCGACCCCGUCGCGUCUCCCCGUCCCCGCCGCGGGCCCGUCGCGGCUCCCCGUCGCCGCCGCGAGGCCGACGACUCUUCCCGCCGGGCCCGGCCGGUUUCCGAGGCAGCAGCCGGGGGGAGUCCCGCGCCGACUUCACCCGGGACGGCCGCGGAGACCAUCCAGGCGACAGCGGCAGCCGGAGACGCUCUCCUGGUCUGCAUUCUGACUCUUCUUUGGAACAGAGCUUAAGGAUCACUGUUGGCAAUGACCACUUCUGUGUUGGCCUACCAGAACGGAGGCGCCUUAGUGAUCGACUGGGGUCACCAGUGGAUAAUUUGGAGGACGUGGACAGGGAUGACUUGACUGAUGAUUCUGUCUUCACUCGAAGCUCCCAAUGCUCUCGAGGUCUUGAACGAUAUAUUUCCCGGGAGGAGGGCCCUCUCAGUCCCUUCUUGGGACAACUCGAUGAGGACUACCGAGCAAGAGAAACUUUCGUGCAUCGUUCUGAUUAUAGUCCCCAUAUCAGUUGUCAUGAUGAACUCUUGCGGGGAACAGAACGGAAUAGAGACAAACUGAAAGGCUCCUACUCUUUACGACCUGAGGAAAGGAGUCGGGAGGCCAAACGGCCCCGUUAUGAUGACACAGAGAAGAUACACAGCAUGGGAGGUGAUCACCCAAGUUUUACAUCAGGUACCCGAAACUAUCGACAGCGUAGACGGAGCCCAAGCCCUAGGUUUCUAGACCCUGAGUUUCGAGAACUGGACCUUGCCAGGCGAAAACGAGAGGAAGAAGAGGAGCGAAGUAGGAGUAUGAGUCAGGAGCUAGUGGGAGUUGAUGGUGGUGGCACUAGCUGUCCCAUCCCCGGAUUGUCAGGUGUCCUAACAGCAUCGGAGCCAGGAUAUUCCUUACAUCGGCCUGAGGAAGUAUCUGUGAUGCCCAAGAAGUCAAUUCUGAAGAAGCGGAUUGAGGUAGACAUGGAGCCUUCCAUGCAGCUUGAAAGUUUUUCUGGCAGUACCGGCUCCAGCCAGGAUCACUCUCUCUACUCUGGACACCCAUCUCUUCCACUAAGUGGUGCUAUUGCUGCUUUCGCCUCAGAGAUUGAAAACAACAAGGGGACUAUGGUAGAGACUACCCUGAAGGAACCUCAGGGCAACCUCUACCAAUGGGGUCCCCUCCCUGGGAUACCCAAAGACAACAGUCCUCUCAGAGAGAAGUUUGGAAGUUUUCUGUCCCACAAGGAGAAAUUAGAUAUGAAGGCUGAAGGACCUGAGCGACACACAGACUUCUUGCUGCCCCAUGAGAGAGCUAGCCAGGAUGGCAGUGGUUUUUCCCGCAUUCUGAGCAUGUUGGCAGAUUCUACCAGUACACAGGAGAAAAGGCGACGUAGCUUCCCUGACAUUGAGGAUGAGGAGAAAUUUCUCUAUGGGGACGAAGAAGAGGAUUUAAAGGCAGACUCUCCACCAAAGCCUCUUGGGGGCUCUGAGAAUGAAGUUAUGAGGCAGAAGGCAAGCUCCCUGCCCUCUUCAGCCCCAGCCGUAAAGCUAGAAUCAAUAGAAGAGACCAAUCCGGAAUAUGCCAAGAUUCAUGACUUGCUCAAGACCAUAGGGCUGGAUAUUGGUGUGGCAGAGAUUAGUAAACUGGCUGCUCGCACCCAGGAACGACUUCAUGGCAAGAAACCAUCACGUUCCUCUGCUGACCGCCGUUCCUCAGUUGACCGGCACUUUUCAGCAGACCGCUCUUCCUCAGUUGAACGCCGUUUCUCAGCUGAUCGGCGCUCCUCAGAUCCUCAUAGACUGGAGAGCAGGGAGGCACACCAUAGCAAUACCCACUCCCCAGAGGUGUCCCAUCCACACCCAGUCUCCCCUGUGGAUCCUUACCUGCUCACAAAAAAUAGCCCCCCAUUCCUAAAAUCUGACCAUCCAGUGGGUCAUAUUGCAGGACCAGAGGUGGUUGGCAGUGGGUUUCAGUCAUCUGUUGCAGUCAGGUGCAUGUUGCCAUCAGCCCCAUCUGCCCCAAUUAGACUUCCACACCCUGCUUCUUUAUCUCAGUUUCAUAUGCCAAGGACCUCUCAGUUUGCUGCAGCUCGGAUACCUCCAAAUUACCAGGGAUCUGCCAUACCCUCUGCUUCCUUUGAUGCCUAUAGGCACUACAUGGCAUAUGCAGCCUCAAGGUGGCCCAUGUACCCCACCUCUCAACCAGCAAACCACCCUCUGCCUGAACCACACAGAGUAAUGCCAGUUAGCAAACAAGCUACUCGUAGCCGUCCCAAUCUACGUGUGAUCCCCACUGUGACUCCUGAUGAGCCCAAGCAGGAUGAGUCAGUGCUAGGCUCAAUUCCUACUGCCCAAGUGCCUGUCCAGGUGUCCAUCCCAUCACUUAUAAGGUAUAAUCCGGAGAAGAUCUCUGAUGAGAAGAACCGUGCUUCCCAGAAGCAGAAGGUUAUUGAAGAGAUGGAAAAACUAAAGAGUGACCGAGAAGCUCGCCAGAAGAAGAUGUACUAUCUCAGGACCGAGUUGGAGCGGCUUCAUAAACAACAAGGGGAAAUGCUGCGCAAGAAACGAAGGGAGAAGGAUGGCCACAAAGACCCACUCCUGGUGGAGGUGAGUCGGCUUCAGGAUAACAUUGUGAAGGACAUGGCAGAACUUCGACAAGAAGCAGAAGAAGCAGAAAAGAAGCAAUCUGAACUGGACAAAGUCGCUCAGAUCUUGGGAAUUAACGUUUUAGAUAAAUCUCAGAAGUCUUCAAAUGACAGUAAAGAGGCUACAGAGAAGCCUGGGAAAGCAGAAAAAUCUAAGAGCCCAGAAAAAGUGUCAUCCUCCUCAAACUCCUCUUCCAACAGCAAGGAAUCAAAGAUAAACAAUGAGAAUUCCCGUACUAAAAGCCCCAAGCCUGCCGAGAGCCCCCAGCCAGCUGUUAAGCAAUCUGAUCAGCCCAUUGCUGCCUAUGAGUAUUAUGAUGCUGGCAAUCACUGGUGCAAGGACUGCAACACCAUCUGUGGGACCAUGUUUGACUUCUUCACCCAUAUGCACAAUAAGAAACACACACAGGAGUGGUUUCAGAAGUCUUCAGAUUUCCAGAAGGAAGAACUACAGAAGACAUCUCUGCCCCAGGGAGGCAGGAUAGAAGCCACAGAGGCCAGGGGCCAUUAGACAGUCACCUCUAGGGUCUGAGUUCCAGAAGCUUGGAGGAAGAAGAGAGAAAGGCCAGUCAUUUUGGAGUUGGAAAGAGGCUGGAACUUGACUCCUGAUUCUGUGACCUUGAGCUUCAUAGAGGAACUGAAAGACUCUUCUAUAGGAAGGUAAGUAUUUGCAUUUAUCUGAAUUCAUAAGAUUAAGCUGUUUUAGUCUCAUUAACAUAGUCUUAUGACCUGGAAGGACUAUUCUCAUAUAUUGUAAAAAAUUACCCCCCAGACCUUAGUAAGAAGAUGAGGAAGUUACUGGUAGUUUUCACCAGGGAACAUUGUCACCAGCUAUCAGAUUUACAAGCAAGCUGCCCACCAAGUUUCACUCCUCUCUUUUUCUUCUCAAUUUCCAGCUUAUGGAUACAUUUUUCAUGCUGCAGAUUAUCUUGAGGUAGUUACUUUUAUAUAUUUUAAGAUGAAAUACGCAUUUCCAAGUGAUACUGGAGAAGUCAAAUCCAUCUUUGCAAGGAAAACCAUCAUUUAAAGCUGUUGUUGAUUUCUCAUAGGUUGAAGGCAGCCAUGGCGAAGGGUCAGGGGGUCUCCUCCGGCAGUCUUGACUCUGAAUUAGUCCAGCUGAUACCACUGAAUCACAAAAUGGUAGCCCACUCAAUAGCCCCAAGCAGCCAUAUACAGAGUGCUCUCACCAGGUUCAUGUGAUGGCGAGUUGAUGCUGGAAAACAAGGGAAAAAACCAAAUAGACUCUUGCAAGAGCCAUAAAUAAUGUGUGAUUACACAGCAGCAGUUCUCUACAGGUGAGAAGAUUAGUGUGUUUUUAAGAAUGCAUUUCAGUCUGUUUUUAUUUUGUGUGUAUGUUCUAUUUUUACUUUUGGGGGUUUUUUAGUAAUAUAAACCACAAAAAGUAAAGCUUGAGAAAACACAAGGGUUAUGGCUAA
Molecule: messenger RNA, 4284 nt
Organism: Equus quagga
Lineage: Eukaryota; Metazoa; Chordata; Mammalia; Perissodactyla; Equidae
Gene: ZNF318
Product: zinc finger protein 318
Exons: 9
Coding region: 870-3359 (829 amino acids)
Biological process (GO): positive regulation of DNA-templated transcription; negative regulation of DNA-templated transcription
Cellular component (GO): nucleoplasm
Source: RefSeq, a predicted model, not a curated record